This is a messenger RNA of Rotaria sp. Silwood2, 210 nucleotides long. Lineage: Eukaryota; Metazoa; Rotifera; Eurotatoria; Philodinida; Philodinidae. The record is from the annotation of a GenBank genome assembly.
AUGAAUUCAAGUCAAUGUGAACGAAAAGAAAUUACAUAUGAUACAAACGAUUUGAACAUUAAAAUAUUGGUACCUGCUAUUGGUACGAUUAUUCAUAAUAUUGAUUUAUCAGAUGUAUUGGAUAAAAGUAAUAUUAUUCAACAAAUUGAGCAAGCAUUAAUCAAACAUCAACUUAUAUUUUUUCGCAAUCAACAUUUAACUGUAAAAUAA